UGUUGUCACUCUCCAUACCCAUAAGCGGGGGAGUGAGAGGUGCAUGAAAUGGAGAAAAAUGGCGGAUCAUGUGCAGGGCCUUGCCCAGCUGGAGAUCCUGUGUAAGCAGCUGUAUGAGACUACCGACACCGCCGUCCGACACCAGGCAGAGAAAGCUCUGGUGGAGUUCACCAACAGCCCCGACUGUCUCAGCAAAUGUCAGCUACUGCUGGAGCGAGGCAGUUCGUCAUAUUCCCAGCUUCUUGCAGCCACUUGUUUGUCUAAACUGGUAUCUCGAACCAGCAACCCUCUACCCCUCGAGCAACGCAUCGACAUCCGGAACUAUGUGCUGAAUUACCUGGCUACGCGGCCGAAGUUAGCGGCAUUCGUGACCCAGGCUUUGAUCCAGCUGUACGCCAGGAUCACCAAGCUGGGCUGGUUCGACUGUCAGAAAGAUGACUACGUCUUCAGAAACGUCAUCGCCGAUGUGACGCGCUUUCUGCAGGAUAGUGUUGAACACUGCAUCAUCGGGGUGACCAUUCUGUCCCAGCUGACCAACGAGAUCAAUCAGGCCGACACGACACAUCCUCUGACCAAACAUAGGAAGAUAGCAUCAUCAUUCAGAGACUCCUCCCUCUUCGACAUCUUCACUCUGUCCUGCAACCUCCUCAAACAGGCCUCGGGGAAGAACCUGAACCUGAAUGAUGAAUCUCAGCACGGUCUGCUGAUGCAGCUGCUCAAACUCAGCUACAAUUGCCUCAACUAUGACUUUAUAGGAACUUCCACAGACGAGUCGUCGGACGACCUCUGCACCGUUCAGAUCCCCACGUCAUGGAGAUCAGCGUUUCUUGAUUCCUCCACUCUGCAGCUCUUUUUCAAUUUAUAUCAUUCCAUCCCUCCGUCCCUCUCCCCAUUGGUGUUGUCAUGUCUAGUUCAGAUAGCCUCUGUCAGGAGGUCUCUCUUCAACAACGCAGAACGAGCAAAGUUUCUCUCACAUUUGGUGGACGGAGUGAAGAGGAUACUAGCGAACCCACAGUGUUUGCCAGAUCCUAAUAACUACCACGAGUUCUGUCGUCUGCUGGCGAGGCUGAAGAGUAACUACCAGCUCGGGGAGCUGGUCAAAGUAGAAAACUACCCUGAAGUUAUUCGACUCAUAGCAAACUUCACCGUCACCAGUCUGCAGCACUGGGAGUUUGCACCCAACAGCGUUCACUACCUGCUGAGUCUGUGGCAGCGUCUGGCAGCAUCGGUCCCGUACGUGAAAGCCACUGAACCUCACCUGCUGGAGACCUACACUCCUGAGGUCACCAAGGCCUACAUCACAUCGCGGCUGGAGUCGGUCCACGUCAUCCUCAGAGACGGAUUAGAAGACCCUCUGGAUGACGCCGGCCUCGUUCAGCAGCAGCUGGACCAGUUAUCCACCAUCGGCAGGUGUGAGUAUGAGAAGACGUGCGCUCUGCUGGUCCAGCUGUUCGACCAGGCGGCUCAGACCUACCAGGAGCUGCUCCAGUCCACCAACUCGAGCGCCGCAGACGUCACCGUGCAGGAGGGUCGGUUGACGUGGUUGGUUUACAUAAUCGGAGCGGUGAUCGGCGGACGGGUGUCGUUUGCGAGCACAGACGAGCAGGACGCUAUGGACGGAGAGUUAGUCUGUCGGGUGCUCCAGCUGAUGAAUCUGACCGACUCUCGGCUCGCUCAGGCCGGGAAUGAGAGACUGGAGCUGGCCAUGCUCAGCUUCUUCGAACAGUUCAGAAAGAUCUACAUCGGUGACCAGGUGCAGAAAUCAUCAAAGCUUUAUCGACGACUAUCAGAAGUUCUGGGGUUGAACGACGAGACGAUGGUCCUCAGUGUCUUUAUAGGGAAAAUCAUCACUAACUUAAAGUACUGGGGCCAGUGUGAACCAAUCACCUCCAAGACCCUGCAGCUGCUGAACGACCUCUCGUUAGGAUACAGCAGUGUGAGGAAGCUGGUGAAGCUCAGUGCAGUGCAGUUCAUGUUGAAUAACCACACAAGUGAGCACUUCUCCUUCCUCGGAGUGAACAACCAGUCCAAUCUGAGCGACAUGAGAUGUCGGACCACCUUCUACACGGCACUGGGACGCCUGCUGAUGGUCGAUCUAGGAGAAGACGAGGACCAGUUUGAACAGUUCAUGCUGCCCCUGACGGCGGCGUUUGAAGCUGUGGCUCAGAUGCUGAGUACGAACACCUUCAAUGAGCAGGAAGCCAAGAGGACUUUGGUGGGUUUGGUCCGAGACCUGCGCGGCAUCGCGUUCGCCUUCAACGCCAAGACCAGCUUCAUGAUGCUCUUCGACUGGAUAUAUCCAGCCUACAUGCCCAUCUUACAGCGGGCCAUAGAGCUUUGGUACCAUGACCCAGCAUGCACCACACCUGUCCUCAAGCUAAUGGCUGAACUCGUUCACAACAGAUCCCAAAGGCUCCAGUUCGACGUGUCGUCACCCAACGGCAUCCUGCUGUUCAGAGAAACCAGCAAGAUGAUCACGACCUACGGGAAUCGAAUCCUGACGCUGGGCGAAGUCCCGAAGGACCAGGUGUACGGAGUGAAGCUGAAGGGGGUCAGCGUGUGUUUCGCCAUGCUGAAGGCGGUGCUCAGCGGAAACUACGUCAACUUCGGGGUCUUCCGCCUGUACGGCGAUGACGCUCUGGAUAACGCCUUACAGACCUUCAUCAAACUACUGCUGUCCAUCCCCCACAGUGACUUAUUAGACUAUCCUAAGCUCAGCCAGUCCUUCUACUCGCUGCUGGAAGUGCUGACACAGGACCACAUGAACUUCAUCGCCAGUCUGGAGCCUCAUGUGGUCAUGUACAUCCUGUCUUCGAUAUCUGAAGGGCUCACGGCUCUCGAUACGAUGGUGUGCACAGGCUGCUGCUCCAGUCUGGACCACAUAGUGACCUACCUGUUCAAACAGCUGUCACGCUCCACAAAGAAGCGCCCCACUCCGAUGGCGACGGACGAUCGCUUCCUGCACAUCAUGCAGCAGCACCCGGAGAUGAUCCAACAGAUGCUGUCCACAGUUUUGAACAUCAUCAUCUUCGAGGACUGUAGGAACCAGUGGUCAAUGUCACGACCUCUGUUAGGCCUCAUCCUGCUAAACGAGAAGUAUUUUGCUGACCUGAGGAACAGCAUCGUGAACAGUCAGCCCCCAGAGAAGCAGCAGGCCAUGCACUUAUGUUUCGAGAACUUGAUGGAGGGAAUAGAGAGAAAUCUACUAACGAAGAAUCGGGACAGGUUCACUCAGAACUUGUCGGUGUUCAGGAGGGAAGUCAACGACAGCAUGAAGAACUCAACGUACGGCGUCAACAGCAACGACAUGAUGAGCUGACAUUCCACGCAGCAGAGUCUUACCCAGCCGCAGACAGAGCUCACCCCUCCCCUCGGCCCCGCCCCUCUCCUCCACAGCCUCCCCCCUCCCUCCCUGCCCCCCCUCCCCAACCCUCUCUGCAUCAGCCUCCCCUGCCUCCCUCCCCCCCUGGGCCCGGAUGCCUAGGGAUCACCUCCUCACCCCCGUACACGACGCACGGGAUCGUUGAUUGAGUUCAGCGAGUAACGCCCUCACCCUCCCCACCCCCCAUCCCGCAGCCCCGCCCCUUCCUCCUCCUUUUUGAUAUAAGCAUAUAUAAAUAUAUACAGAUCUAUUUUAAAGCCAGUCUGCGUUGGUCUGACUCGCCUGGCUGUCCCAGCAGAGGAGGGGUCGCAUGUCUGAGCACUCUGAAUCACUCACAGAGGAAGGAGAGUGCUGUGGGUGGAAACGGAGGUGAGGUGGGGGUGAGGUGGAGGUGAGGUGAGGUGAGGAAUGCCGGUAAACGUAGUAAUCCGCUUCUGCCUGCCUUGUAUAGAAAAACACUCAAAAACCAAGUGUACAUUUUUUUUCGUAACAUUUUGAACAAUGUUUAUAAUGAUCGACUUUAAAACACAAAGAUGAGUUGAGGAAAAACAACAAGAAAAACAAUAAAAACCGUGUGAUUGAGCUUUUUACAGUGUAGUGAGUUAGUGCAACUGUCUGUCUGCGUGGGGAGCGAGCUUUCCACAGAGCUGAGAGGGAGGACGGGUGAGGAUGGGGGGGAGUGGACUGAGCUGCAGGGUGGCCACAGGUGCGCUCAGGCUGCAGAGCUGUCACCAUGACGACGCAGAGGUACACACACUAACGGACAGGUUGAGUCAGAGCAUCCAUGUUGUACAUUUUUCUCAGUCUCUGGUCGAAGUGAUGUAAAUACCCACGUUACCCCGCGGCAGCAGGCGCGACGCCUUUAAAGGGACAGUUCAGCUUUUUUAUCAGCCUGGGUCUUACUCUGUGUCCCGUCCGACUCUGGGUCAUCUGAGGACAUUCUGCUGGAGCCUGGUCCAGUUCAGACUUUAACCAGAGAUGCACAGUUUCCUGUGACAGGGAAGAACUGAACCAACACCUGGUUUUUACUGAAACCGUUUCAAACUGGAGCUGAUUCAUCAGUUCAGUGAUUUUUAUCAUCAUUCAUUCUCUGAACUCUGGGAUUAAACUCAGUUAAUCAGCUGCACUGAUCGUCUGACUUCACUUCAUCGGCCAGUCGUUUCAGUUCAGCUUCAAAAGUUCAAAGUUCAGAUUCAUUGUUUACUGAGAUAAAUGUUCAGCUCAUCUUCAGGAUUUUGCUUUAAAAUGAUUUAUUGAUUUAUUGCGGAUCAGAGUCGUUUCUGAUCGUUUUUAGUUGCAGCUCCGGUUUGAAGCUGAUACCAGAUGUUUUCUUCCUCCCUGCUAACGAGCAGAGCCAGAGCCGGAUCGGGCGCAGGUACGAGGCUGACAGAUUCCGUCAUUUCCCUUCACAAGGUCCCGUCUGGUCUGACCCGGCUCCGGACACGAGGCCCCGGCGUCCCCGGGGUCUCGUGUUCACACACUCGCUUGUUUCCCUGCGACGGUCGAUGUGUAAGCAACAUGGUCACGGCCACGUUUUCCCCUCUGGUAGGCUGGGUGCAGUGUCCACCAUUUUGUUUACACUCUGGAUUCCUCGGACCAGGUUUUGGGACUGCCCCCCCUUUAGGUCCUGCAGUGGAGUCCUUUUGGUGUGUGUGCGUGUGUGUGUGUGUGUGUGUGUGAAGUGGCUCUCUGUUGCCUGGUGUGUAUGUGGUGUCUCAUGGUGCUCGUGAUGGAGCUCAAACAGCCAAGGUCUGUGCCACCGUACAGGACAAAAUACUAACGUUAAUAAUCAGGACGGAGGGGAAUCUGCCGCAGGUCCCGGUUCUGCUGGCGUCAGGCCGUCAGAGCUCCGGGUUCUGCCUUCAGGUCCCGGUUCUCCUGGCGUCAGGCCGUCAGAGCUCCGGGUUCUGCCGCAGGUCCCGGUUCUCCUGGCGUCAGGCCGUCAGAGCUCCGGGUUCUGCCGCAGGUCCCGGUUCUCCUGGCGUCAGGCCGUCAGAGCUCCCUUGAAAGAACCAGUUGAGUUUUAAAUAUCUGAAGAAUCUUGCAUUGAACCUUGGUAGAAGUCAGAACAGUGUAUAAAGAGACGCAGGAGUGGAGUCUAUUAGCAACUUGUGUUACUCUCUACGAUGUUGCUGCUAACUGUUUGUGACAACUAGCUCAUCUCUAACCAUGUCAGCACUCAUGGAUGUUUAUUGAGUUCCUAAUUUUUGGUUUGUGUCCCUGAUGUGAAUGUGUUGGGUCCAUAGAGUGAGUAGCUGUUUGAGUUGUUUGGAUGUCUGCUACAUAUAGUGUAAGCAUUGUGACUGCAAAUAAACCUCAUUGAUUUUUA
Messenger RNA from Toxotes jaculatrix (banded archerfish), 5711 nucleotides. It is a transcript of the gene xpo7, whose product is annotated as exportin 7. The transcript has 28 exons. Bases 44 to 3319 code for a protein of 1091 amino acids. Gene Ontology annotation, cellular component: nuclear pore; cytoplasm. Gene Ontology annotation, molecular function: nuclear export signal receptor activity; small GTPase binding. The record is from RefSeq and is a predicted model, not a curated record. NCBI's taxonomy places the organism in Eukaryota, Metazoa, Chordata, Actinopteri, Toxotidae. Gene Ontology annotation, biological process: protein export from nucleus.